CGACGAUAAUUUUCACCAUGGCUUCCCGGAAGGUCCUGCCACGUCUCACCGAGCGGAGUUUGCUGGCUCGCGUCGGCUCGAUACUGUUAAUCGGCUUCAUCGCUUCCGUUCCAGUGAUAGCGGCCCUGCGAGACGUGCAGGUAUCGGUACCACCGGCAGUCCGUCGUGGGGACACGGCCACACUGCACUGCUACUACGACAUGGACGGUGAGAGCCUGUACUCGGUCAAGUGGUACAAGGGUCGGCGCGAGUUCUACCGCUACACGCCCAAGGAAAGCCCACCGAUGAAAACGUUUCCCGCCCAAGGCGUCCAGGUGAAGCGAACCGCUUCGAACGAAAGCCAACUAACGCUGCUCGGGCUGUCGAUGGUGUCGUCCGGAAAAUACAGCUGCGAAGUAUCCGCUGAUGCACCUUCAUUCCACACCAUGAUCGUAACCGGCGAUCUGGAAGUGUGCGAGGUCCCGAAGCAUGUGCCCUCGAUACAUGGCAUGCGAUCGCGGUACCGCGUCGGGGAUAUCGUCCGUGGAAACUGCACGUCGCACAACUCGCGACCUCCGGCCAACCUCACCUGGUACAUCAACGAAGCGCAGGCUAAUCCGUCGUACAUUCGCACACACAAACCGUUCCGGGAGCGGAAGAACGAGUUCGAGACGUCGCUCGCCGGCAUCCAUUUUGUGGUCGGAAGCCACCAUUUCGUGAAUGGGAAGCUGAAGAUCCGUUGUGCGGCCAGAAUACACGACAUCUAUCUUCAGUCGACAGAGCGCUCGAUCGACGAGGAUCGGCCACGCGUUAUUUCGGCCGCAUCGUCCGCCAACAGCAACGGCAAUAGUAACGUGGCGAACGGAAACGUCAUCCCGUACGAUCACUUUCCACCGUACGCCGAGAACGAGCACGACCGGAAGGACUACAUGACGCAUUUGCAGGGCGAUAUGGCAGCCUCGGGAGGCUCAGCUUCGACCCUGCCAGCUUUCGCCGACAUCGACCGACUCUGGGUUCACCGAUCCAUCAAUCACCUGAGCAGAACGUUUGGUCCCGCGGUCAUCUUGCUGUUGCCCUUGGCUCACCCGCUGCUCAAAGCGCUACUGAAGGCAUGA
Molecule: messenger RNA, 1094 nt
Organism: Anopheles nili
Lineage: Eukaryota; Metazoa; Arthropoda; Insecta; Diptera; Culicidae
Exons: 7
Coding region: 18-1094 (358 amino acids)
Source: RefSeq, a predicted model, not a curated record